CUUGGCACUACUGUUAAUAGUAAACAGAAGACGCUCCUACCGGCUUGGUCUGGGCUACUGUGCUCUGACUAACAUUACCUAAAGUUUUUUUUCUAACUAUCUAGCUAUGUUACCGGUGUCGUGUUUAAUGAGACAAGCUCGGCAUUUCAGAACCUAUGGGAGACUUUUAAAGAGAAGGAGAGUCAUCGGAGAUAAUAGCUGUAUUGAGCCAGCCCUUGUUACAUCAUUUGUUUCUUCAAGGCAGUUUGUCACAUCUUUGGACCCUUCUCAUGGACUUACAGAGGAACAGACAGCCAUCCUGCAGUUGGCAUCAGACUUUGCAAAGAACGAGAUGCUGCCUAACAUGGCUAUAUGGGAUGAGGAGGAGAUGUUUCCAGUUGAAACACUGAGGGCUGCUGCUGCUCUUGGCUUUGGAGCCAUAUAUGCGAGUGAAGAAUAUGGGGGCACCGGCCUGAACCGUCUUGAUGCAUCCAUCAUAUUUGAAGCUCUCUCACAAGGGUGCACAUCCACCACAGCUUACAUCAGUAUUCACAACAUGUGUGCAUGGAUGAUUGAUAAAUUUGGAAAUGCAUCUCAGCGGGAAACUUGGAUCCCUCAGCUGGCCUCAAUGGAAAAAUUGGCUUCAUACUGUCUAACAGAGCCAGGUGCUGGUUCAGAUGCUGGUGCUCUCUCAACAUCUGCUAAAAGAGUUGGAGAGGAUUUUAUUCUUAAUGGUUCCAAGGCAUUCAUUAGUGGUGGAGGUGACACAGACGUCUACUUGGUGAUGUGUCGGACAGGAAGUGAAGGACCUAAAGGAAUCUCAUGUGUGCUGGUGGAGAAAGGAACUCCAGGGCUCAGUUUUGGCAAAAAGGAGAAGAAAGUAGGAUGGAAUUCACAACCAACUCGGAUGGUGAUUUUUGAGGAUUGCCGUGUGCCGGCCUCAAAUAUAAUAGGAAAGGAAGGUCAAGGCUUCAGCAUUGCUAUGAAGGGACUGAACGGAGGCCGCAUCAAUAUUGCAUCUUGUUCACUAGGGGCAGCUCAUGCUAGUAUACAGAACGCUGCUGACCACACCAAGGUUCGCAAGCAAUUUGGGAAACCUCUUUCAAGUUUUCAGAACAGUCAGUUUCGCCUGGCAGAGAUGUCAACCGAGUUAGUGGCUUCACGGCUAUUGGUGCGUAAUGCUGCUCGAGCACUUCAGGAAGAUCACCCAGAUGCUGUUACUCUCUGCUCCAUGGCAAAGUAUUAUGCUACUGAAAAAUGUUUUAAUAUCAUCAAUGAGGCCUUGCAGCUCCAUGGAGGGUAUGGCUACUUGAAAGAUUACAGUGUUCAGCAGUACUUGAGGGACACAAGAGUUCAUAUGAUAUUAGAGGGAACUAAUGAAGUUAUGAGGAUUCUCAUUGCUCGGCAUGUCCUGUCUGACUGAAGAUAUUUUGUAAAGUGAUCCCUGGAAUAGUAUUAGCAGGUUACAUGUCUCAGGGAUAAACUUAUACAGUACAUCUAACAUGCACUGUACUGCACAUGGUUCCCACACAAAUGAGAGUUUUGUUCCCCAAAUUUUCAAAGACCAAUCACUGAUUUUUCCUAUACCAAAAUGUGUAAUGUAUCUUACUGUACAGCAUAACAACUUGCUGGAUGACAAAAAAUGUACAGCAGUUAAUGUCACUAGAAAUAUACAACAAACUUGUCUUAUUAAGUUUCUACAGUAAUUUUAUGUACUAUGGUGGACAAAAAUCCCUUCCCUCAGCCCUCCCUCUCUUUCCCCCUCAGCCCUCCUUCUUUUUCCUCCUCUGGCCCCCAUCCCCCUUUGGUUCUCAUCCCCUGCCAUAUGCAAUACACAGUGCGCCAUCUGUUGGACGAUUACAGCACUUCCCUCAGUUGCCUCAUUAUUCGAACCUCAGGGGAUUCAGUCACAUUGUGGCUGGCUGAGGGAAGGAACUUUUGUCCACCAUAGUACAACUGAGAAGGUGACUUCUUCCUUCCUUUACGGCCAGAGGGUCCACCCCUCUCAAGAAUGUAUUCAGUACAGUACAUUGGCAGCUAUUUAUUGGUAAUUUUAACAACACAUAAUGUACAAUAAGAUUUUUAUUCCCCAAAUCAGUAUUUACAGCAGUAAGCAUUGAAAGUGUUCACCAGCAAUUACCUGAAAGCCUUAUACACAUAACAUAAAAGUAUUGAGCCUUGGAAGGAGAAAUGCUUGCAAAAUGACAACUAACACAGUAAAGAUUAUUGAAAACAUUCAUAGCCACACUAAUAAUACCAUUGACUUUAUUGUAUUAUGUACUGAUCUACAAAUUAUUUGUUGAAGACUGAAGCUUCCAUGACCUCUACAUUUUUCAGAAUUUUCCAUUACUUUUCUAUGGGAACCUUGAGUGUAAUAUAUCUGGUGGGUUUCAUAUACUGCCAAGCUAAGUAGGUUGUGAUGCACAUGUUUGACUUGUCAACUACUCUUUAACUCUUAAAGAGUUAUAUACAGUACUGAUGAAUUGUCACUUUCAUAUUUCUAUAAAGGACUUACAGGUAGAGAUUACUGUACUGCAAUGUUCUUUGGCUAAUGUCUUCCUUACAAACUACAAUUAGUGGUACAGUAGCUAUGAGGUAUUUAGCAGGUACAAAUCUCUUCUUUGGUACUUAUAUUUAAAGAAAAAAUAUAUACAUGAUACUAUACUGAAAAAAAUAGGCACUCACUUUAUACUUAAAAUUAUCAAUUAAGGUCUGUUUACAUUUAGCCCACUGCUUACUGCAUUUGUGAUAUGUUAGAAAACAGUGAUUUUAUUAUUUCCUGUAGUUUCAUGUUUAAUCUCUAAUGCUCUAAUAAUAAUUAUGUACAUAGAAUUAGUUUACAUAUGAAUAUUGAUACAAGAUAUUUUAUAUACAGGUAUGUACCGUCUUUCAUUUGUACACCAACAGUCUAAGGAUUUGAGGAAACUAAAAUGUUCAUAUGAACUGUUAAACUGUACACAGUAUCUUGUUAACAAAGGGAUGCAUAAAUCAAUUGUAUAUUAUAAUAUAUAAAUUCGUUAAUGAACACAGUGACACUGACAAAUAUCAAAAGUAUGAAAAUACUCUUUUUUUUGCAACAGGGUGUUCCUUUUAAAAUCAAAUGCUUGUAAUUUUAACACUUUUAAAAACUAACUGUCAAUAUGAUACUUAACACCA
Molecule: messenger RNA, 3135 nt
Organism: Homarus americanus (American lobster)
Lineage: Eukaryota; Metazoa; Arthropoda; Malacostraca; Decapoda; Nephropidae
Product: isobutyryl-CoA dehydrogenase, mitochondrial-like
Exons: 9
Coding region: 107-1402 (431 amino acids)
Biological process (GO): lipid metabolic process
Molecular function (GO): acyl-CoA dehydrogenase activity; flavin adenine dinucleotide binding
Source: RefSeq, a predicted model, not a curated record